Messenger RNA from Naumovozyma castellii, 1278 nucleotides. It is a transcript of the gene ERV46, whose product is annotated as retrograde cargo receptor ERV46. NCBI's taxonomy places the organism in Eukaryota, Fungi, Ascomycota, Saccharomycetes, Saccharomycetales, Saccharomycetaceae. The record is from RefSeq and is a predicted model, not a curated record. The transcript has a single exon. Bases 1 to 1278 code for a protein of 425 amino acids.
AUGCUAGCGGCCAAGAAACGAUCAGCCAAAUUGCUUUCAUUUGAUGCAUUUGCAAAGACAGAAGAAGAAGUUCGAGUUAGAACGAACACAGGUGGUAUAAUAACCCUAUCAUGUAUUAUAGUGACAUUAUAUCUAUUACUAAAUGAGUGGUCCCAAUUUAAUUCAGUUAUUACCUCGCCACAAUUAGUGGUUGAUAGAGAUAGAAACUUAAAGUUGGAACUGAAUUUUGAUGUUACCUUUCCCUCCAUCUCGUGUGAUUUAAUAAAUCUGGAUAUCAUGGAUGAUUCAGGGGAAUUACAAUUGGAUUUACUAGAUUCUGCAUUUACUAAGAUAAGAGUGGAUGCUGAUGGUAAUGAGCUCGGGUCAUCUACUUUGGAAGUUGGUACAGAUGAUUUAGCAAGUGAAGUUCAACAAAGAAAUAAUGAUCCUGAUUAUUGUGGGUCGUGCUAUGGCUCCAAAGUUCAAGAUGAGAAUGAUAAAUUACCACGAGAAUCUCGUGUAUGUUGUCAAACUUGUAACGAUGUUAGAGAGGCAUACUUAAACAUAGGUUGGGGUUUCUUUGAUGGGAAAGGAAUUGAACAAUGUGAAAAGGAAGGUUAUGUAGCCAAGAUCAAUGAACAUCUGAAAGAAGGAUGUAGAGUUAAGGGACAAACACUAUUGAGUCGAAUUCAGGGGAACAUACAUUUCGCACCAGGGAAAUCAUACACUAGUUAUAAAAGAUCGACGUCGGCAAGUCAUUAUCAUGAUACUUCUCUAUACGACAAAACCAGUAAUUUGAAUUUUAACCAUAAAAUCAACCAUUUAAGUUUUGGGAAGCCAAUCGAUAAGUUGGAUGAGAAAGUUCAGGAUCACUCAACAGAAUUUUCCAUUAGCCCAUUGGAUGGACGAGAAGUAAUUCCAACAGACAUUGAUACACAUUAUCAUGUUUACUCAUAUUACGCCAAAAUUGUUCCAACAAGAUAUGAGUUUUUAAACAAAAAGGAGAAGUCGAUCGAGACUGCUCAAUUUAGUACAACAUUCCAUUCAAGGCCGUUAAGAGGUGGUAGAGACGCAGAUCAUCCUACAACGAUGCAUUCUCAAGGGGGUAUUCCUGGUCUCUUUAUAUAUUUCGAGAUGUCAGCCGUCAAAGUCAUCAAUAAGGAACAUCAUUUCAGAAGCUGGUCUAGUUUCUUACUUAACUGCAUUACAACAGUCGGAAGUGUUCUGGCUGUUGGAACCGUCUCUGAUAAAAUAUUCUACAGGGCGCAAAAGUCCUUACAAGGGAAGAAGAAUCAAUGA